UAUUGAACACAACCAACUCUUAGAAAAAAUAUCCCUUACUCUUGGAGAUGGAGAUGUAUCUUCCAAUCCUCUUCGUCGUUUCGCUUCUCUUCUCCUACUCUCAUGGUUCAAUGCUAGACUUCUGUGUGGCAGACUUCUCAUUGCCCGAUGGACCUGUAGGCUACUCUUGUAAGAAACCUGCUAAAGUGACGGUUAAUGAUUUUGUUUAUUCAGCUUUAGGCAUUGCUGGUGACGCUAACAAUCUUAUCAAAGCUAAGGUUACACCGGCAUUUGCAGCUCAAUUUCCGGGUGUGAAUGGGCUUGGCCUUUCCAUAGCACGUCUAGAUCUAGCCGUGGAUGGAGUUAUGCCAAUCCACACGCACCCUGGAGGUUCAGAAAUCCUUUUUGUGAUGGAAGGAACAAUUUGUGCCGGAUUCAUAUCUUCUUCGGCCAACAUUGUUUAUUUUAAAACUCUUUACAAAGGGGAUGUUAUGGUUUUCCCACAAGGGUUAUUGCAUUUUCAAUUCAAUUCUGGAAAUAUACCGGCUCUUGCGAUUGUUAGCUUCAGUAGCCCAAGCCCGGGUCUCCAAAUCACCGAUUUUGCAUUAUUUGCCAACAAUUUGCCUUCUGCAUUGGUGGAGAAGGUAACUUUCCUUGAUGAUGCUCAGGUCAAGAAGCUCAAGGCUGUUCUUGGUGGCACUGGUUAAAAAAGGCCUUUGAAGACUUUUUAUUUUUA
This is a messenger RNA of Camellia sinensis, 715 nucleotides long. NCBI's taxonomy places the organism in Eukaryota, Viridiplantae, Streptophyta, Magnoliopsida, Ericales, Theaceae. The record is from RefSeq and is a predicted model, not a curated record.